This is a messenger RNA of Aaosphaeria arxii CBS 175.79, 2257 nucleotides long. Its product is annotated as DUF1253-domain-containing protein. Gene Ontology annotation, molecular function: U3 snoRNA binding; rRNA binding. The record is from RefSeq and is a predicted model, not a curated record. The coding region runs from base 27 to 2192 and encodes 721 amino acids. The transcript has 2 exons. NCBI's taxonomy places the organism in Eukaryota, Fungi, Ascomycota, Dothideomycetes, Pleosporales. Gene Ontology annotation, cellular component: nucleolus; small-subunit processome. Gene Ontology annotation, biological process: maturation of SSU-rRNA from tricistronic rRNA transcript (SSU-rRNA, 5.8S rRNA, LSU-rRNA).
UAUAAAACCACAAUAUUGACUGGCAUAUGGCCCCUUUUCGUGGUCGCGGAACUCGCGGGGGUUUUAGAGGACGAGGGGGAGGUCGCGGAAGGGGAGGACGAGGAGGAAGAGGUGGAAGAAACAACGGACGAGAUACCCGUCGUGGAUUCGUAGCUACGAAGCUAGAAGAUGUCGAUGCGAACGGAACAGAAGACGCACCGAACUUCAGCGAAGAGGAAUCAGACAGCGCGCAGUCCUCAGACGAAUCGUCCGAGGAGGAAGAGGAGGAGGGACAGACUUCCUCCCAAGCCUACCAGGCCUUAUUGCGAUCAUACCAAUCGAAUGCGCCCAAGGAUAAGCCACGGCGAAAGAGGCAGAAACUUGAACAUCACGCUGCUGAGUCGGACGAAGAAGCACAGUUCGAAUCGAGCGACUAUGAAUCUGCGGAUACAGACCAGGAUGAUGACGAUGCUGCUGAUGCCAUCGAACAAGUGGACGCAGAAGCCGAAAGUUCUGAUACCGACGAUGACGAUGCUACAAAGCAGGACCCAUUCUUAAGGCACUUUGCCAAUCCGGACGAGAAGGAGCUAUCACAACAAUUACAAGCAAUUGCGCAGAACAAGUGGGCGAGUGAAAGGUUAAGCAGUGCUGGAGGGGGAAGAUGCAUGGUACAAUAUCCUGAUUUUGGAGGAAAAGCACCUUCACGGCCGAAACUGCGUGCUCCAAAGGACAUCAGCUUAAAGCCACGGCUCGCAGCCAAGGCGCAGGAUGUGAUUGGGGAGUUUACAACCCUGGAACAAGCCAUUGCGCCGUCCAUAUUUGAGUACCAAGACGUCCUUUUUGGUGCGAGGACCGCCGAGAACGCCGACCGCCUGCGAUCGAUGACUUGUCUCCAUGCGCUCAACCAUAUUUUCAAGACAAGAGAUCGUGUCAUCAAGAACAAUGACAAGCUCGCUCGGAUGGCGGACGAUACGGAGGCUGAGUUCCGAGAUCAGGGUUUCACCCGUCCCAAGGUCCUCUUCCUUUUGGAAACAAAGCAAGCUUGCGUUCGCGCAGUAGACGCUAUGACAAAGAUAUGCGAUUUUGAGCAACAGGAAAACAAGAAACGCUUCAUGGAUACAUUCUUCUUACCCGAAGACAAGUUCGGAGAAGAUAGGCCAGCCGAUUACCGAGAACUUUUCGAAGGAAACGACGAGAACGAGUUUAGAAUCGGGAUGAAAUUCACUCGCAAGACGGUGAAGCUAUUCUCGAAGUUUUACAACUCAGAUAUCAUCUUUGCGUCUGCACUAGGAUUGCGCCGUGCCAUUGAAUCGGGCGAUCCUAAGAAGAAGGACUUCGAUUUCCUGAGUUCGAUCGAGGUUGUCAUUAUGGAACAAGCAGAUGCAACCCUGAUGCAAAAUUGGGAACACGCAGAGUACGUUUUCGAGCACUUGAAUCUGCAACCCAAAGACGCACAUGAUUGCGACUUCUCCCGUGUCCGAUCUUGGUAUCUCGAUGGCCAUGCCCCGAACCUCCGGCAAACCGUUGUACUGUCGGCAUACUUGACGCCCAAGAUUAAUACAUUGUAUAACAAGCACAUGAAGAAUGUUGGAGGACGUCUGAAAUACACCGCAGACUACACCGACGGGGCCAUAGAAACCAUUAACUACAGCGUAAAGCAGACAUUCAGCCGUUUCGAGUCACCAAAUCACGUAUCCGAUCCAGACGCCCGCUUCAAAUAUUUCAGCUCGACACUCCUCCCACAAAUCACCCGACUUCCCAAGCCCGUUGAAGGUGGCCUCGGUGUUCUGGUAUUCAUACCUUCCUAUCUUGACUUUGUCCGUGUACGAAACUCUCUUGUCGAUAGCGAUUUCAGCUAUGCUAGUAUAUCUGAGUACACCGAUGCCACCAAUGUCCGCAAGGCGAGAUCACACUUCAUGUCUGGUCGCCAUUCUGUGCUGUUGUACACUGGACGUGCACACCACUUUCAUAGAUACCGGAUUCGCGGUGUCAAACGAGUGAUAUUCUAUGGCGUUCCCGAGAAUCCUCACUUCUACACAGAAGUCGUUGGGUUUGUAGGUUCAUCUUUGGAGAGGGGCGAGGUCAGCAAGGUAGAGACCAGCGUUCGUGUCGCAUUCUCAAAAUGGGAGCGAUUGGAAUUGGAACGUAUUGUUGGAACAAAACGUGUAGGAAAAUUUGUGUCUGACAAAGGAGACAUCUUCGAUUUCGUUUAAGAUAUCCAUGUCAUAUAGAAGAUAUAAUGAUAUGUCCUUUAUGGGCAUCAAAUAUUGUUCGUGAG